AUGGCUUCUUCAUUACCAUCAUCGACGGCUAUUAAACGAAACCUACCUUCGGAAAAUCUUAAUGAAAAUCAACCAAAAAGAAAUCAUUGGUCAGCAGGUUUAUCAACAGCUCUAGAUGAUGAAGGUGCACGAGUACACAAAGAUGAAUUAUGUACUGUGAUUAAAGAUAAAUAUCCAAAAGCUCGCAUUCAUUUACUUGUUAUGCCUAAUGAAUAUAUUGCAAAUCUUAAAUCGAUCAAUAAUACUCAUCUUCCUUUACUUAAACAUAUGCUUAAAGUUGGUAAAGAAGUUGCUGAAAAAAUUGCAGCAAAAGCUAAUGCUCGUGGUUCAUUUGCUCAUUUUCGUUAUGGUUAUCAUGCUAUUCCAUCAAUGUCACUUCUUCAUAUGCAUGUCAUCAGUCAAGAUUUUAUAUCAGAUAGUUUAAAAACAAAAAAACAUUGGAAUUCUUUUACAAGUGAUUAUUUUCUUGAUGCAAGUCAAGUUAUUGAUGAUUUACAAGCAAAUGGUUCUAUUCAUGUUGAUACAACAAGAAUGCACAAACUUCUUGAUAAUGAAUUACAAUGUCAUCGAUGUUCAAAUAAAUUUACAACAAUGCCUAAACUUAAGCAACAUUUACUUACACAUACUUCUUAA
Molecule: messenger RNA, 633 nt
Organism: Rotaria sordida
Lineage: Eukaryota; Metazoa; Rotifera; Eurotatoria; Philodinida; Philodinidae
Source: the annotation of a GenBank genome assembly